Messenger RNA from Larimichthys crocea (large yellow croaker), 2892 nucleotides. It is a transcript of the gene evlb, whose product is annotated as Enah/Vasp-like b. Bases 657 to 1892 code for a protein of 411 amino acids. The record is from RefSeq and is a predicted model, not a curated record. Gene Ontology annotation, molecular function: SH3 domain binding; profilin binding; actin binding. Lineage: Eukaryota; Metazoa; Chordata; Actinopteri; Sciaenidae. The transcript has 13 exons. Gene Ontology annotation, biological process: actin polymerization or depolymerization; positive regulation of actin filament polymerization; protein homotetramerization. Gene Ontology annotation, cellular component: cytoskeleton.
AGAGGCAGUGCGAGGGCAACGCCUCACAGCACCGGGAAUCUCUCUCUAUCUCCAUCUCUCUCUCUUUCCCCUCCUCUUCUAUCUCUGAAGCGUAAAAACCAAAGGACUCUCAUCUCCCAUUCAGUCUCCUUUGUAUGUAGCUGAGGCUGCUCUUAUAUUUCUGAGCCUCUCUUUCUCUCACUGUUCAAAAUUCUCCUUCCUUUUUCCCUAAUUUUGCUCCUUCCACCAGCUAAAGGAUGAAUUGAUGACCACAAACCAGGAUUAUUUUUUGUCACUCAUUGUGUCUUUAGGACCUUCAGCAUCUUUUACUGGAGUCAUCUUUGUUCUUGUGCUCACAGCUGCUGAGUGUACUGUGGCUGCUAGUGGGGAAAUAGGUUAGUGUGCCUGUUCAGUGCCGGGUAGCAGAGGUGAUUGAAUGUUCUGUGAACGGUGGAGGCGAAGAGGAGGGGGAUGCCUUCCUGGCGGUAGUGCUCUGUAGCCCUGCGACCACUCGGGCAGAGAAGGUGACCUGGGAUGCUGCUGCUGAACUCCGACCUUUAGCCAAAGUGUCAGUGACGAAAUUCAGUGCAGACAAAGGGAAAAAGCAAGAUUUUUUUUUUCUCCAUUCAUUUUUGCUGUUGUGAAACAGACCUGUGCGUCUGCUGCGUGUGGACACCAUGGACAUCAACCUUCAGUCGCACCGAUUUUACUUCCCCCAGAUCUACUGUGCUGAACCGGGACCGGGGGCGCAACCACAACUCACUGAGUUUAAAGUCAGUGAGCAGAGUAUCUGCCAGGCGAGGGCCUCGGUUAUGGUCUACGAUGACACCAGUAAGAAGUGGGUGCCCAUCAAACCUGGACAGCAGGGAUUCAGCCGCAUCAACAUCUACCACAACACUGCCAACAACACCUUCAGAGUGGUGGGCGUCAAACUGCAGGACCAGCAGGUGGUUAUCAACUACUCCAUAGUUAAGGGCCUCAAGUAUAACCAGGCAACUCCGACCUUCCACCAAUGGCGGGAUGCCAGGCAGGUUUAUGGCCUCAACUUUGCCAGCAAGGAGGAGGCCACCACCUUCUCCAACGCCAUGCUCUUUGCCCUUAAUGUCCUCAGCGCUCAGGAUGGAGGUCCAGCUGUCCAGCGCCAAGUCCAGAAUGGCCCUACUACAGAUGAGAUAGAAGCUCAGAGAGCAAGGCAGAUGAUGGAGCAGCAGCAGCAGAUGCAGGCACACAUGGAGCGGGAGCGACGGUCGUCCAACUCAGGUUCUCCUUUCCAAGGCCACCCUGCUGUGCUCUCUGUGGCCCCCCCAGUAGUACCUCCUCCAAUGAACAUGGGUGGUCCUCCUCCACCUCCACCACCGCCGGGUCCUCCACCACCUUCAGCAGGGGCACCCCAGCCUCCUCUCCCACCUCCACUUCCCAUGGGUGGUGGGAUUCACGGGGAUGAGCCCCCCGCCCAAACCGGCCUUGCUGCUAUGAUCGCUGGAGCCAAACUGCGCCGCGUUCAAAGACCUGACGACAGCUCUUCAAGCGCCAAAAAUGAUGCCAACAGAACAAGCGGGGGAAGCGGAGGGCUGAUGGAGGAGAUGAACGCUCUGUUGGCACGAAGAAGGAAAGCAGCCUCAGAGAAGCCCGAGGACAGUCAAAAUGAUGAUCCAAAUUCUCCGUCACCCAGCACCCGGAGUGGACAGAAUGCCACAGAUGGUGCGAAGAAGCCGUGGGACCGAGCUAACUCUGCAGACAGGUCAAUGGCUUCAAGGUUACGGCCCGUGGGGGGUGGAAGUGACACAGACUCAUUAGACCUUGAUAGAAUGAAACAGGAAAUCUUGGAAGAGGUGUUUCGUGAAUUGCACAAAGUGAAGGAUGAAAUCAUUGAUGCCAUUAGACAUGAACUCAGUCGAAUUAGCACGACAUAAUCUUUCAGAGCCACUCCCAGACAUGAACCACCUUUUUGAAACAUUGCCCCUGCAGCAGCUGCUGUGGUCCUGAGGAGGAAGAGGGGAAGGAGGAGGAGGAGGAGGAAAAGUCAGGAACGGAGGCCCAAACUGUGACAUCUACUCAUUCUGUCCGGCUGUGGUGUUGAAGCAACGCGGCAACGUUGCUGUAACACCUCAGACAUGUCUGUGUAACGUUUGGUUUGUUUGUCUGGAGAGAUGGACGUGAAUGGGGCACACUCUCGCACUGAUUACUCUGAUUUCUUAACAUUUUCUGUCUGUUUGUUAGCCCAGUCCGCCCCUCUGUCCUCAGCCUAAAGGAAAAUGGAUAAAAUUCUUAAGAUUUCAUUUGUUUUGCUUUUUUUUUUUCUUCACAGGUUUGUUUCAUUUUUAUUAUUAUUGCUAUCAUUUUCAUUAUUAUUACUAUCAUUUUUAUGAUUGUCAAUGUAAUGUUAACAAUAAGUAGUAGUAGUGUAGUGAGUGCAAUGGUAAUAAUGAGGAAAUGAUAAUGAGAUUAUGAUAGUAAUGAUAAUGUUGACCAUUAUUAUUGCACAUCAUUUUAUGUCAGCCUUUUGUAUUUUGUAUUGGUUGUUUUCAUUUGUUUUUUUUGUUUCUUUGUUUUUGUUUUAGAUACAGUUGCAAGCACAUCCAAAAAAUGUUUGCUCAUCAUGUUAACUGAGAACAUUUUUUAAAGGUUUUUUAUCCUUUUCGCCAACACAGCUAUGUGUGGAACCAUGGCAGAAAAAAACAGGCUCUGACCUGAACUUGAGGGUGGAAUAAACUUCUUUGGAUAUUGCAAUCUUAUAAACAAAACAACAAAAAAAUUAAAAUAAUACACCAGAGUAUUUGUGAUCAUGUUGUUAAUAAAAAUGUUUAUUGGCUGCAAGGAUAUGGUGAAGUAUUGUUCAUUUUAUUCUCUCCUUUUAUGACAAAGUGCUUCCUGGUUUGACAACAACAACAACAACAACAAAAAAACAAAAAC